UUUCCACCCUGCAAGCGUCAAACUAGCCCCUUCGCACAUCUGCUCAACACCAAAGCGUGGCAAGGGACAGACCCCUCCGUUUUCUCCCCCGGUGAGCGCGGUGGCUGCGCCUUCCUGGACUAAACCACCUUUCUCGGCAGGGGGAGAAAGGAGAAAGGGUCUGGGCUCCCGGGAGGCAGCUGGAGGGAAAGAAGUGGCGUCUCCAGAUGGGCUGAGCAGACUCCCCCCGGGAGGGCGCGGGAGGAGGGAGCUGAGCGCUUGCAAGGCGCACCGAGCCAGCUGAGCCCUCGAAGUUACCUCGGCGGUCGCCUGCGCCGUCUUGCUUCCUCACCAGGAGGAGGAAGGCUAAAGAGGCGCCCGUGGGUGCUGCUGGUGGGCGAAUGGGCCUCUUGGGGGCACGCUGUUGAUGUCAGGGGUGGAGUCCAGCUGGAGCCCCUGAGCAGGGCGGCGGCAGCAGGAGGCGGCGGCUAUGGGACAGCGAAUGGGCACGGCGCUCCUACUCGUCGCGCUGGGGUACCUGCUCAGGUCACUGACUGCCGAAGCCCAGUGUGAAAACAUUUACCAAGAUUUAUCUGACUGCAUCUUAAAACUAGGAGAGAAUAUGGCCAUCUAUGAGGAAGAAGAGGAGGAGGAAGAUGAAAGGGACCAGAUGCAAGGACUGUAUGCCGUCUGCGGAUAUUGGGAAGAGUUUCACACCUGUGCCGUGGCUGCCCUUUGGGAGUGCCAGAGGGAGGCAGCAACUAUCUGGGAGAUGUUGAAAAAGGAAUCUAGGAAAAUCAAAUUCCAAGGCAGCCUUUUUGACCUCUGCGCCUCCAGCAACUCCCAGAAUUUCAGCUCCUUGCAGAUUCCAUCUAUUUCGCUGUUAAGCAUCACUUUGAUGGUCACGUGGCUUAAUUUAUAAAGGGAACCACUCUGCACAUAUGUACAUAUAUUUAUUUCCAGAUCUUUGAUAAAUACUGUUAGGGGUUUUGUGUUUGUUUAGUGAAUGCUUGGUUACAUUAUAAAUAUGGAGGGAAAUCCACUGCAUUUACCAGUGAUCUGGGUUGUCAAGAACAAGUCUGGCAAGUGUUCCAGUUUGACGUUGCCCACGAGAAGUUGCUUGUGAAUCUCAGCUUUAAACCACUGAACUUGGAGGAAAUGGCAGCACAAGCAAAGGGGCACAUACUUUCCUUAUUUUGGUCUGCUGUUUUGGAUGUUCUUUGAUAAAACUACCAAUCAAA
Molecule: messenger RNA, 1220 nt
Organism: Podarcis raffonei (Aeolian wall lizard)
Lineage: Eukaryota; Metazoa; Chordata; Lepidosauria; Squamata; Lacertidae
Product: neuritin-like
Exons: 3
Coding region: 470-901 (143 amino acids)
Biological process (GO): nervous system development; neuron projection extension
Cellular component (GO): plasma membrane
Source: RefSeq, a predicted model, not a curated record